Molecule: messenger RNA, 1533 nt
Organism: Colletotrichum chrysophilum
Lineage: Eukaryota; Fungi; Ascomycota; Sordariomycetes; Glomerellales; Glomerellaceae
Exons: 1
Coding region: 1-1533 (510 amino acids)
Biological process (GO): polysaccharide biosynthetic process
Cellular component (GO): membrane
Molecular function (GO): acyltransferase activity, transferring groups other than amino-acyl groups
Source: RefSeq, a predicted model, not a curated record
AUGAUUCCCUUGGUUAUUCGUUCCAUUCGCGGCGCCGUCGCCCGCUACUCGCCAAGCUCCCACUCCUACUCCCUCUUGACCACCUCCAACUCAGAGCCAUCAUCGCCUGGUGGCUCCAACAGUUCGCCCGCGCAGUCGCAAUCCUUCUUGGCUAGGCUAACUGCCAUACUCUUCUUCCUCCUGCCGUCCUUCGUCCAGCGCCGACUCCGACCGAACGAUUUCAAGCACCGACGCUUAUACCCCACCUCAUGGCUUGAUGGCCUGCGCGGUGUCGCCUCCCUGAUUGUCUUCUUCUGUCACUUCACAGAGAAGCAUGUGGGCUGGUACUCUCAGUCUUACGGCAUCAGGGAAGAGGACGACCAUGCCACAUCGUCACCCAUGCAGCUUCCGUUCCUGCGCGUCCUCUACUGUGGCAGGCCCAUGGUCCACAUCUUCUUCGUCAUCUCCGGCUUCGUCCUCUCCCUCAAGGCCCUGAAACAGGCAAGGAAACAUGACUUCGAUGGACUACAUCGUACACUGUCCAGCAGCGUAUUCCGCCGUGGCUUUCGCCUGUUCCUCCCCACGACUGCCUCCACAUUCAUCAUCAUGAUUAUGAUCCGAUUGGGAUGGACAGGAAAGCCGCUUCCCACACUAUGGGAGCAGCUGAUUGACUGGAAGAAUGCGGUCUGGCAGAUUACCUUUAGCUGGAAGUGGGACAUCACCCAAUUCUUGCCCUACGACGUUCAUCUCUGGACCAUCCCCAUCGAAUUCUCCAACUCACUGCUGCUCUUUGUGGUUUUGACUGGGCUGAGCCGCAUGAAGACGUACUUGCGACUGGCCUCGGUUCUGGCCAUCAUGGUUUACUCCCUCAAGUGCGGCCACUGGGCAGCCUUCGAGUUCGUCGGCGGCAUGGGCAUUGCUGAGAUCGGUCUCAUCCAAGAGGCACGCCGCGAGCGCGCCGCAACCGUUGUGCAAGACAAGGAGGCGUCUGACAUGGAAGCAUCCGUGUCGUCCGAGUCAACAUCAAACACCAUCGGAUCCCUCGUUUUCAAGUCUUUCCUCCUCGGCAACCUUGUCUUUGCCCUCUUCGUCGCGGGGUGGCCGAAUCAGCAUGCCGAUGUUACACCAGGCAUGUCGAGACUCUGGCACAACACCAUGGAGCCCUUCUUCGGCAUGGGUGGCGAUCUCGUCUCCUUCCCCUGGUACGCGCUUGGCGCAAUCCAAAUCGUCGUCGCUCUGCAGCAGAUCAAGAUGCUGCAAAACCUCUUCGUGACGCCACUGGCGCAGUAUCUCGCCGAUAUCAGCUAUGCACUCUACCUCGUUCAUGGACCCGUCUUGGACGUCUUCUCCCACCGCUGGAUGCCGUACAUUUGGGCUAUCGUCGGUGGUAGGGACACUGCGGGCAUGUUUGGGCGGCUGUUUGCCUGGCUGGUCGGAAUCAUUGUCCUCGGAGUUCCCACAAUCAUUGGCAGCGAUCUCUUCUGGAGGACAAUCGACGUCAAGAGCGUACAGCUGGCGCGCUGGAUCGAGUCCCUUUGCACGAGAGAACAGUAG